Molecule: messenger RNA, 1375 nt
Organism: Heteronotia binoei (common prickly gecko)
Lineage: Eukaryota; Metazoa; Chordata; Lepidosauria; Squamata; Gekkonidae
Gene: NAA20
Product: N-alpha-acetyltransferase 20, NatB catalytic subunit
Exons: 6
Coding region: 165-701 (178 amino acids)
Biological process (GO): N-terminal peptidyl-methionine acetylation
Cellular component (GO): NatB complex
Molecular function (GO): protein-N-terminal amino-acid acetyltransferase activity
Source: RefSeq, a predicted model, not a curated record
GUCCACGUCGCAGCGCGCCGACGCAACGGUGCGCCACUUCCUGCCGGCCUUCCGGCAAAGCCCCGCCUCUUGGGCGGUUGCCUGGCAACUCUUUCAGCCGGUGCCGGAGCAGGCCGCAGCCUGCCUAAGCAGCGCCCUGGUCGGUAGAAGCCGCCGCCGCCGCCAUGACCUCGCUGCGAGCUUUCACGUGCAACGACCUCUUCCGCUUCAACAACAUCAAUUUGGACCCUCUUACAGAGACUUAUGGGAUUCCAUUUUACUUACAGUACUUGGCUCACUGGCCAGAAUAUUUUAUUGUUGCAGAAGCACCUGGUGGAGAGUUAAUGGGUUACAUUAUGGGGAAAGCUGAAGGUUCAGUGGCCAGAGAGGAGUGGCAUGGCCACGUGACGGCCCUCUCUGUUGCGCCUGAAUUUCGCCGGCUGGGUUUGGCUGCUAAACUAAUGGAGCUGCUCGAGGAAAUAUCAGAAAGAAAGGGUGGAUUUUUCGUGGACCUCUUUGUAAGAGUGUCAAAUCAAGUUGCUGUGAAUAUGUACAAACAACUGGGCUACAGUGUGUAUAGAACAGUGCUAGAAUAUUACUCUGCCAGCAAUGGGGAGCCUGAUGAAGAUGCUUAUGACAUGAGGAAAGCCCUGUCUCGAGACACGGAGAAGAAAUCAAUUAUACCGUUACCUCAUCCUGUCAGACCGGAAGACAUCGAAUAAGCCGAGGCUGGCUAUUUAUACAGAGGGCUGAAAUAACAUUUGGCGACAGCUGGAAACACUUUCAGAGAUGCUCCAGCAUCUUUAAAAAAAAAUGUAACGAGGGGCUUUAGAGCAAUGAAGAAAGAAUCUGCAGAUGUGAACUUUUGUUUUUAGGCUUUUUGGCAACAUCUUCUAAUGUUGCUGAUGUAGAGCAGACUUACGACUGAAAUAUUUUUUCACUGUUAAUUAAACCAUAAAUCUCAGUUGUUUUGAACGAUUACAAAACUUUCAGUUCAGAUGAAAUGUCACAUCAUCUUACAGGGACUGGCACCUUAAAGUAAAUAAAUAAAUGGAAGCAGUUGAGUCAAACCUACAUGUCUAUAAACAUCUCCAUUUUCUGAUGCUCAUAAAUUCCCGCCUCUGUAGCUGGUGUGACCCACACAUACUCGGAAGCCCUGCAGCUGUUCUCUCUCUGGUAUUUCCUGUUUUGGACACAGAGCAUAACUCCUUCCAGUGAAUGGUUAAAGUGACGAGUGGAUUCUUCAGCACCUACCAGCUUCAGCAAGCCUCUAGUUCCAAUCAAACUACUAGAUUGCAUCAAUCAGCUUUUCUCCAUUGUUAAAUGAAACACUGAAGAGCACAAUGGACAGUUUGUUGUUAUUGUUGCGAACCUUUUUAAACUUUUCAAGAUGUUU